Messenger RNA from Spirodela intermedia, 7218 nucleotides. Lineage: Eukaryota; Viridiplantae; Streptophyta; Magnoliopsida; Alismatales; Araceae. The record is from the annotation of a GenBank genome assembly.
AUGGCGUCCCUGACAACCAGCCUCUCCGCCACCGGCAGGGGCGGCGCUGGUUCGUGCCACAAGCCGGCGCUCAGCACCUGGAGGCCCGCCCCCUCGGCGCGAGUCCCGCGGGGGUUGUUGUCCCAUCGCAUCCCCUGCUUGGGCUGCGGGGGAGCGGCGCUGGCGCCGGCGGCGGCUCUCCGGCGGCGGUGUCCUAGGAUUCCGGUGGCAGCGGGGAUCAGGGCCAGCGUGCAGUUCCCGGCGGUGCCAGGGAGCGGGGGGGCGCGGGUGGAGUCGGAUUUGCUGCCCAAGGACGUGCGCGAGCGGGCCAUGGGCGCAGUGGAUUCCUUCGGGGGUAGGGUCACCAUCGGAGACGUCGCCAGCAGAGCGGGGCUCAAGUUGGGCGAGGCGGAGAGGGCUCUGCAGGCUCUCGCGGCCGAUACGAGUGGCUUCCUCGAGGUAGAUUCCUCACACCCCUGAUCUUCCUUGUUUAUUUUUUUCUCAAUCGCCGAAUUACUGGUUGAUUACUUGUGGCCGACCGCCUUUAAUCUUUCAGUGUUGGGAUAAAAUGUUGUGGAUAUGCCGCGCGUCAGUGCGUUCUCUUGUUUCUAGCUGGUUGGACUCGAAUUUCAGUGUUCCAUGGCUGUGCUUCAGCCGGGCUGAUUACAUAUCAGGGAUUUCAGUGUGUAGUACAUAUCUGUUCGUCAUUAUUAGGAAAGAGUUCGAGACAAUAUUAGUCGUGCAUUGGAUCAGAUAAGGUUCUUUUUCCCCCUUGUGGAGCAGUGCUGGGUGUUAUAAACGCAAAAUACCAGAGGCCUUGGAUUCUGAAGAAAGAAAGCGGGGGCAUGCACGGAUCAGCAUGUUUUCAUGUUAGGGGAGACAGAAACCUAGGUAAACAACUAAAUCGAUUGAGAACUCAAAGACAUCUAAACCAUGUCUUUGAUUUCAGAGAUUUUUCUGGCAGAUUAACAUUGUAGCCAUUUUGGGCUUCCCAUGCGUGGAUGCCGUCCACAAGGAACACAGGUGUUGGACCAUUUCUUUCUUGAGAGGCCAUCUUUACUGCAUUCCAUUGCCGUGCAUGCAAGUCAGAAAACUCCAACAUCACUUUUUGGAGUAGUGUUACAUUACGUAUGUAGAGUGAACACUAUAGUUCCUCUGCCAAUUAAAAAUGAGAUGACAAGAUGGAGUUUUGGCCAGUGCUGAUUAGUGAGACUCCAGGGAUUGCUUGCAUCCGAGAUUACGUCCUAAACUGUCUCAAAAUUGACGGGAGAAGACAUUAUUAGGCAAUGUUGGUCGUAAAUGCUACUUUGUUCAUCCUUCGGUAGUUAUUUUGACGUAGAUAACUUGAAUCCCUCGUUAUGGAGGCAAGGUGAUCAAUUUGGGAUCUGGGUACCAUUUCCCCAUUUUGUGUUCUUUGAUGAUUCUCUGAUCUAAUGAUGAAUGUGUGAUGCUAAUGUAUUGAUCGAGUACUUCAUUUUGAAAAUGAUAUCAUAUUAGUUGUGCCUCGUAUCACUGGAAUUUGCUGAUUAUUUUCAUGUGAUUGUGUUCAAUCUUGUGCAUUCAGUGACAACAGUCAAUCCUUACGCCAGAGACAAUGACUGUUCAGAAGGUCUCUGCUCACUUUCUUGACUUUUUUAUGUUGUCCCAUGAGGGAAAUAUCGUAAAAAACGUUCAUGGACUAAAGAUGUUAGUGGUUAUUACAUCUCCCGAAGGUUUUGGGUGCGAAAGUGAUAAAACGUGUAUCAUAUCGUGUCUAUUUGGAUUGGGAGGUACUGAAUUGAAAUAAUAGUUCUUCCAUUACCAUGGAGUUUAGCCAAUGUAUACAUUGGAUGCUGCGGCUUGGAGUGAGGAAAUGUCAGUGAGCUCCUUCCUAUCUAGUAAAUAAAUUUACUUAUUGAUUACCAUUCAUGCUGCGUUGAAUUCUAUUGUAUGUACAUCUUCUCUUUGCAACUGUGGAUGAUAUCUAAUGGAUGGCUCGCGUUUUUACACGCCAGUACACAUUUUAACCGAUAGUAGCAUUUUGGUUUUCUUCUUUCAUAAAUACAAUCUAUUCCAAUGUAGUCUUGAUAGGUUUCAGAUGAAGGCGAUGUGCUUUAUGUUUUCUCGAGGGAUUAUCGUUCAAAGCUAACUGCCAAGUCCUUUAAGAUGAAAAUCGAACCUCUUCUCGAAAAAUCAAAGGUACUUCCUGUUACACUGUUUGAUUUUGAUUGCAUUUGACCUUUUUUUUUUUAUUAAGUUCAUGCAGUUUUCUGCAGGCUGGUGUCGAGUACUUAAUUCGGGUAUCAUUUGGGACAGCACUUAUUGCUUCUAUUGUUCUCGUGUACACAACAAUUAUUACAAUUAUUUCUAGCAGAAGGUAGGUAUACCUAUAUUACCAUUUUAUUUAUGCAAAAUAGCAUAUUGUUCGUGCAACAAGUCACUGUCCUCGCCCUGAUUUUAUGUAUAUUUUUUCUUUUACCAUCACGCUCUAUCCUUCUAUCUCGUAAUUGGCAUGGGUGUAAACAUUCCUGAAGAACUGCACAUUUGGUUGAUGCCAAUGUCACAUUUGAAUUUUGCAAUAAAUUGAAUAAACAAUCACCAGGUAGCAUAUUUUCAGUUCAUUUACAAUUCCAUAAAAUACCUAGUUCCACGAUAUCAUCGACUGGAUGAUUGUGAUAUCAAACAUGUAACAGAAUAUAUAAGAAAAUGUAUAAAUAUAGAGAGAGAUUGAUUUUUGAAUUUUAUAAUAAUUAUUUUUGAAAUGAUCAUUGCUUUUAGUUUUUCUUUGAUGCAUAAGUGGAUAAUAUGAAUAAAAUGUUGGACAUGUUUUAUGGUCUUUGUCAUGUUUCUGUUACAGUGAUGAAGACAACCGUGGACGACGAGGUGGGAGAGGAUAUGACUCAAACUUUGCACUUUUCUUUCGCCCAUCCGAUCUAUUUUGGUAAAUCUUCUACUUCAUAGAGUAGAUAUAUAUAUAUAUAUAUAUAUAUAUUUUCGGGAUAUUGAAACCGUAGAAAAGCCUAAACCAAUCUGGUGUCUAGUGCUUUUAUCUAUGAAGCCUUUGUACAGAUGUUAUGUACAAGUACAAGUUCGGACUGUCUUCCUGAAUCGAAAUUUCCAUUCAUUAUGUGCCUUGAAAGUAGUAUGGUUGAAGAAGCCAGAUGUAAUAGGGGAAGCAAAUAGGUAGAGAACGAAACCCAUGGAAAACGGGAGAAUAUAUCAGGAUUUUAUUUCAUAUUUUCCAUUAAGGAAAUGGACGGUGUGAUUAUGCAUCCAGUAAUGUUGGUGGUGCAUGGGCCCAUUGUUCGUUGCUGGAGCAUCCAGGGGUAGUGAAAAUUUGGCAUAAACUGUCCAUCUCCUUCUUAGAUGGUUGCCAUUCUUUAAAGAAGAAUUUUCUCCCGAACGUGGUUUGCUAGUAUUUUUCUCACGUUUUAAUUUUGGGCAAGAACCUAGAAUUUACCCUUUCUUUUUCAUUGCCCUGUUCAGGUAUUGGGAUCCUUAUUACUACAGAAGGCAAAGAGUCAGGACUAAUGAGGGGAUGAAUUUCAUUGAAUCUGUAAGACAAUUCUGUUUUGCUCUUUGUUCAUCUUAUUUCCAUUUUACCUUUUUUUACAUGGUGAAAAAAUGAUACUUUUUCAGGUUUUUUCAUUUGUAUUUGGUGACGGGGAUCCAAAUCAAGGGCUUGAAGAAGAAAGAUGGAAGUUGGUAUAUUUCUAAUUUGGUCUGUUUUUGCAUGCAAAAUAACUGAUUGCUCUCACUAUUUUUAUUUUUAUUUGUAAUGUACCAGAGCUCUCACUAUUAUUUUACGUAGAAAAUAUUGCUCUUUAUUUGUGAUAUAUAUAUAUAUAUAUAUUAUACUUGUGAUUUCUUGAUGUGGAAGUUAAAUUAAAAACAUCAUAUAGUUAACAUAAUUUUAUUUACUGGAAUAAAUAUCCAUUUCUAUAAUUUAUUUACAGAAAUUUAGAUUCCCAGCAUCGUUCCUUUCCACAUCUGCAUAUAUAUAAUUUGACUAAAUUAACAAUACUCUUAAUGAGCUUUCUCACACCUUGCCCAGAGACCACCCCCUGGUUACUUCAAUAGGAGGCUGUGCCAAUGGGUGUUGGUUGCUUGAGAGCUUGAGGUCGGUCCCUCUAUAUGUGUGAGCCACAGCUUGUAUGUCCCAUCUCAGUUGACCCAUCAGUUGACCUCCAUAUGAGAACCAGAGCUUGUAUGUCGACCUAGUCACCCUCCCAUUCUGUAAUUCCUUUGAAAUUUUGCAAAGGGAAUUUAAACUUAGCACAGUAAUCACGCCAAUUAAUGGCACCAUCUCAGUUUGGGCUCCCCUUAUAGCUGCUGCAUUGAACCCUAGAUUUUGAGUAUCCUAUAGAUUUACUUUGUAAGCAUGGUACAUUCUGAUUCUAGCACAAAGCAGAUCUUGAGAUUCAUGUUUGUUACAUAUCUUGAAAGAAGUUAUGGUGCCUGCUCAUUUUCCUCAACAGAAAGAGACUGCAACAUGCUGUAUCAAUCAUUGACUUUCUUCUCGGUCGUUAUUUAGGCUGCAUUGUAUUGACCUAUUUUGCAAUCUGAUUCUACUCUGGGGUACGUGACUUGGCAGAUAGGAGAGUACAUAGCUUCAAACGGGGGAGUUGUCACCGGAGAAGAGCUUGCUCCCUAUCUUGAUGUCACCACAGAUGAGAGUCUGGUAUGGAGACAAUGCCUGGCUUUUCUCUUCAUAAUAAAGCGCAAAACGUUAGUACUAAAGAGUCACGAGUUGCAGUGGAAUGAUAAAAUGUCAUAUUACAUUAGUGUAGAUGAACGCCAUGUAUGUUGGGCCUUGAUUUCUUAUACUAUGAAACGAAAGCAACAAGAGCCGCGCUCUAGAUAUAAUUAUUCACCAUGCCCACGUUUCUGUAAUUUUAAGAUCAGUGUAUGUGUAAACUUGGGUCAUAUUUUCCCCAGUUAAGUGAGUUUCUUCCGUGAAGUGAAGGCUUCAGGAGCAUACAAUUCUUUUGUCAUUGACCGUAGGGAAUAAAGAAUGAAUGCUACAGAAGCAGCUGAUUCAUUGAUAUGAAACACAUUAUAAUAGUAUAGUUACUCUGCAUGUAUUGUAAAAAAAAUAGAAUCUGAUAUGCCAUAGUCAUAUUUUUCUUGUUUCCUUGAUCAAUUUAAUUUUGAUACAUUUUUCCUCAUGCGACCUGGUUUUUUUAAAAUGUGAACAGAAUGAUGAAUCAUAUGUCUUACCUGUGCUAUUGCGAUUUGAUGGACAUCCAGAAGUUGAUGAAGAGGUGCGUCGCCCAUGCUCAACAUUGUACUACUUUGUCAUCAUUUAGUGAAUGAUCUGGUGAGAUCGUUGCCAAGCCGCCUCCAAUUUCAUCUUACUCAUUUUAACAUAAUUCUGCAAUGUAUUCAACUUAUAAGUGUAUAUAACAUUUAUUAAAUCUGCCAUCAGCUUGUGACUGGAUGUCUGUCACCCAUGAAUGAUGUGUGCACGAAACUGCCUACUGUUACCUGUCCCAUGAAAAGAAUUCCAUCUUUGCCCAUACAUGAAGUGCCCUGAUUGCAUGCUGUUUGCCAUUGUAGGGGAAUAUUAUAUAUAGAUUUCCAUCUCUUCAACGGACAGCUUCACCGCAGAGGGUUGGCAGAAAGGAAUAUGUUGGCAGGCGAUGGGCUGAUUUGGUUGAUGGGGUCAAAAAUUUUUUUGAAGAGAAGAGAUGGGAUUUCAGGUUCUUUUUUUUUUUGCUCCCUUCUCGUCAAUAUAUUGUCUUCCAGGAAGAGCAGUGGCUCCCUCGUUUCAGCUUGGUUUGACCUAAUGCUGUGGAAAAUUCAUGCUGAAAAUAUUACACUUUUUCAUGCAUUCGAGAGUCAGAACCUCAGGGAAAUGUUUUGCGUGUCCAACGCCGAUCUUUCUACCUCGUAAUCCCGAUCUUUAUUACUUUAUGAGCCAUUCCUUCAGCGUGAUUUAUUCUUAAUUAUGCAGACUACUAUCAUCUUUUCUUUUCUUUUUUUUCUGCUAAACUGAAAGGCUCUCAAGCAUCUACCAUUCUGUGAGGCUUGACCUUCAUUUCAUUCCCCCCCCCCAUCACUUCCAAAAAAUAAUAAUUAAUAAUAAUCAAAUCUUCUUGGCAUGAAGGGCUUCCUCGAUUUGUGUGGUCUCUUAGGUCAAUGAUCAGGCAUAAACCCAUGGCAUGUUCCUAUUCUACUCUAGGGGAUUUUUUCUUUUUUCGGGAGAUGUUCCUUGAUAUCUGUGUUUAUAUCUUGAAUUUUCCAGCAAAACAGGGACCUCAGAGAGAGCGAUGGUGGUCGGUCUUGGGGGGCUCAAUCUUUUUGGGGUCAUCGUUCUUGGCACGAUACUGAAGUAGGCCAUUUAUUCUUCAUCGCGCUUUCUCUAGCUCUUUUUCUUCUUCUUUUCUUGGGAUUUUUUUUUUUUCAUGCUCACACCAUGCCAUCUUAACCUGAAGGGGUACUGCAGUCAGGCCUGCGGGGCUCAUCUCCUUCGUGGGUGACAUAUUUCCUCUGCUCCAGGUAUGCUGAUAUUUUCCUCAUAUUAUCCAUGAAAGAUUAUUCCAUGAGGACCUUAAUCCCACCCUAGGUUCUUAUUGUCAUGCAGAGUUAGCUUAAUUAAUUAUUUAUUUUUUAAAUAUUGGCCUGCCACAGCCCCCGGGAAUUUAUGAAAAAUAAUUAACCAAUGUUAUCUCGAAAAAUCUUUUGGAUCCAAAUAAAGUAAAAAGAAAGAAAAGAAGAGGGUUUCUCAGGCAAUACCAUGCAAAUGUUGCGAAUUUCUUUGGGAGAAUCCUUCUGUUUCUGGUGAUUGGAGAGUUUGUUUACUGCGCCGGAUGGCGAUCCAUGGCGCAGGUAUAUGCGGCCUCGUUCUUCGCGAUCCCUCUGUUUCGCUGGUUUCUUCUUCGGGGGAAGAACGCCCAGAUCGAGCUGAGGAACGCCGCGAGGAAGCAGAGAGCUCAAGCUCUCGAGUCCCCCGACCCCUCUCUCCGGCGGAAGGUGAGUGGAAAAUCCUCACGAGUUCCAACUCCGUACCUCUGUUUCUUCAUCAGAUCCAAUCCCCAUCAGUCGACCAAUCGAUCAUCAACUGCUGCUUCCUCUUUCUCUUCCCAGCUUCUGAGCGCGCGGGACAUGGCCCGGAGGACCAUCAUCGGGCCGGAGAAGAUCGUCUACAGCACGGAGGAGGACUUCGCCGGCGAGGACUUGGAGGCCCGCGACUGGGAGCGGCGCUUCAGAGAAGUCGAAGGACCCGACCGGAGGAGCUCUCGUCAGCCCCCACAGUGA